CGUCAACUUUCAAGGCAAGCAUUAAACCCUUGACUUUUCCUUCUAUAAUAUUCGCUAUCAAUGAUUUGAACCUUUGAAUACAAGAAGCGGAAUGGAAAUUCAAGACACACAGGCCGUCGGCGAUGGAACAAGUAGACGAACUGGUAAUGCUUGUGUUCCGUGUAGAAGUAGCAAGGUACGAUGUGACGGCAAAUUACCAAGCUGUCAAAGAUGCUUGAAUCGCAGGACGAGAUGUCACUAUGGCGAGCGGAAAGGAAGAGGGCGUGGCAAAAGCAAGCAGUACAUUCAAACACUCGAGCAACGACUAAAGAAUGUUGAAGUUGCACUACAAGUCUCCCCUACAGUCAAUGAAGAUUUAAGUCAGGUUUCUGCAGACCCUCGACACUCUCAUGAGACAUCCAAUUCCCAUGGGACAACAAUGGCCGAUCGAACUCGAUCUCUGCCGUCGAGAUGGCCGGAAGAGAUCACCAGAAACAUAUUUCAGGCUCAGAAGAACAAGAGCAACCUCGAACGAACAGUCUUCGUCCCACUUCCCCCGAAAGAGCACAUUUUACACUUUAUAUCCAGCGCCCUAGAAGACAUGUAUGAAGUACAGUCGCUCUUCAGCACUGACGAUGUUCUGAAGCUUGUCAAUGACCAGUAUUCGGCCGGGUCAUCAAACUGUCACGCCAAUCCUACUCGUUGGGCAACGCUGAACGCUCUUAUUGCCACGGGCAUUCACUGGAAGGCCGACAACAAGGCGAUAGAAGAAUUAUUCCCCGUUUCGUGGGCAUACUUCAAAAAUGCCUUUGCUAUUUUUCCAGAGAUCGUCAUGAACAGUGACGGUAUCGACUCCUGUCAAGCGAUGAUUGCUAUGGCAUUCUUAAUGAGGGGAACCGCCGACGCCCGCGCAUUCACUGUACUGCUAUCCGCGGCUGCACAUGCUAUCCACUGUAUUAGCUUGAACUUGGAAGAUCUUUGUGGAUCGAGUGACUUGAUCGAUAUAGAAAGGCGUAGGCGGUCUUUCUGGACCAUAUACGUGCUCCGAUGCAAUGCGUCGCUCAACUUUGACCUUCCCGCCCCAUCUGAUGAAGUUAGUGUUGAGCUUCCAUCACAGGGCCUCGCAAUAGAUACCAGUUCCAGCACACAUCUACUGAGGCAUAUGUCAACGUUGGCACUGAUUCAGUCGAGAAUAAGUCGAUGCUUUUGCCCUGGCUCAUCGCUCUCGAAGAGCAUUGAUAAAAUGACUCAGGCUCUUGCUGAAUUAGACAAGGACCUCGAAUCAUGGAGGACAGGACUGCCUUCAGAAGUUCAGCCUACAGCAUUGGCCCAAGUGGAUAAUCUGGGCAUCAUACAGCUCCACUUUGCCUACUAUGCUUCUACUUGGAAAAUUUAUACAGCUAUCGGGAAGAUCUUUAAUGUCCCUCUAACGUUGAUCGAACGAGAACAGCCAAAUCUGCAUCUGAGUACGCUUAUCCCCACACAUAGCGCCAGAGCCACGAUUUCUUUGCUUCAAGGUCUGUCCUCACAGCCACUGGCCUCUCUAUGGCAAAUCAUCUGCUACCCCACGUGCGCUGUUCUAAUUCUUUUGACAGCCGUGCUUCAUAAUCCUGCAGAUUCAGAGGUGGCUAUGAACCUCACAUGGAUUGGAAAGUUUGUUGGCUUUCUGAAAAGUUUCCAAGACCAAGAAGGAUGUGAUCUGAAAGGUCUCAUCAGCUUUUGCUCUGAGCUAUACGAUAUUGCAUCCUUCGCCCAGCACAAUCCAGCAGAACAGAAGGAUGAGAAUGAGAAUGAAACAGCAGGGCUGUGGCAACAGUAUACAGAUCUAUGUGUUUGUCUGCAAGGUUCUGAAGACCGCAUGCAACUUGCACAGGGCCUUCUAACCAAUAUGCCGAUACCAUGCGCAAAGGCAAAUAAAGUGUUCUCUGGCAUAUUGACUGAGCCAGGGGAAGAUGGGUUUACAAUGCUUGUGCCACAUAUACUCAAACCAAGUUCAUUUAACUUCUUUGGUAACUUAUAGCUUAACGUUAUAAACAAAAUUGUCACUAUCAAGCAUUACACAAGCAGCACAUCAACACCAGCCAUACUAUCACGACCAGGUCAAUGGCUGGGGAAUGGCAUACCAGCCCAUCCUAUACUCUUCGCCUGUGGACUGUGGCGGAUAUCCGGCUGGCACUACCAUCGCUGUAGGCACAUCACUUCCCAGCAAUAAGAGGUAUGCGUACAUCGAUAUGUAUGCCAG
This is a messenger RNA of Fusarium odoratissimum NRRL 54006, 2221 nucleotides long. RefSeq lists its product as uncharacterized. NCBI's taxonomy places the organism in Eukaryota, Fungi, Ascomycota, Sordariomycetes, Hypocreales, Nectriaceae. The record is from RefSeq and is a predicted model, not a curated record. Gene Ontology annotation, molecular function: DNA binding; DNA-binding transcription factor activity, RNA polymerase II-specific; zinc ion binding. The coding region runs from base 92 to 1999 and encodes 635 amino acids. Gene Ontology annotation, biological process: DNA-templated transcription; regulation of DNA-templated transcription. The transcript has 5 exons.